This is a messenger RNA of Colletes gigas, 2084 nucleotides long. RefSeq names its product piggyBac transposable element-derived protein 4-like. The transcript has a single exon. The record is from RefSeq and is a predicted model, not a curated record. NCBI's taxonomy places the organism in Eukaryota, Metazoa, Arthropoda, Insecta, Hymenoptera, Colletidae. Bases 159 to 1928 code for a protein of 589 amino acids.
GCCGCGACGUUUAGUCUGCGGCACUACUUUCAUCUCCUAUGGCGAGAAAAUCACCCUGUACUUGCGACCGCGGGUAGGACUCUGUCUUCGACAUCAGUUCGAACUCAGCCUUUUUGCCGAUCGCAAUAUUUCUUUCAAAGUUACUGAGCCCAAUAAGUAUGGAACACGACGAAGAAAUUACUUCUAGUGAAGAUGAGUUCAAUUUUUCGGCAAUAACGAAUGAAAUUACAUCACUACAUAGACAGCUUGCCCAUGAGAACGAAGACAGAAGUGAUGAAGAUAGCGACGACGUUAGAGGAGUAAGAAGACGAAAAAUCCGAUUGAUCGAUAGUGAAUCUGGAAGCCAAAGUGAUUGUACAGAAGAGACCGAACCUUCAGAAUGGACACUGUGCACAGAAUCCGAAGAAAUCCCCACAAGAAUACCGUUUGUAUCCGGUGAAAGGCAAGUAGGACCGCACGUAUUUGCACACAUAAAAGAACCAAUAGAUUUUUUCAAAUUAUUUUUCACCGAGGAAUUAGUUACUGACAUAGUGCGGGAAACUAACAAUUACGCUGCAAGGAAGGUGGAAGGGAAGACAUUAUCAUCCCGUUCUAUAUGGCGAUCAUGGUACGAUGUAACAGUUACCGAAUUCUGGGCGUUUAUUGGAGUAAUCAUAAAUAUGGGGACAAUGCCGUUGGCCAACAUACAAGAAUACUGGUCGAAAAAUGAUACUAGUUAUAUUCCGUUUUACUCAGACACGUUUACGAGAGACCGAUUUUGUCAAAUAUUUUGGAGACUUCACCUCAAGACAAUACCCUCACAAAACACAAACCCUAGAACCCGUUUGCAGUUAGUAUCUGGUUUCCUCGAGUAUAUAAAAGAAAGGUUUUUGAAUUAUUUUGUACCCGGAGAGCAGAUUUGUGUGGAUGAGUCGACUGUCAAAUUCAAAGGCCGAAUAUCAUUCAUUACGUACAGUCCAAUGAAACCUACGAAAUGGGGUAUUCGGGUUUAUACGCUCGCAGAUUCAAAUACCGGCUUCAUUUGUGGUAUUCUGCCGUAUUAUGGAUCUCUAACAACAGAGACUUUGAUAAGACCCGAUCUACCGGUAUCAACCAGAAUACCGCUGCAUCUAUACAAAAUGAUACUGGAUAAAAUUCCCGGUGCUCAGGGGCACCACAUGUUCACGGACCGUUAUUAUACAAGUUACAUAUUGGCGGAAGAAUUACGCAAACAAAAGUGCCACCUAACUGGGACGAUCAUGACAAAUAGAAAGCACCUGCCAUGUGAAAUACGAAAGCCAAAAUUUGGGAAUCGAUCCACAUAUGCAUAUCGCAAAGGUAAUACUUUGGUUCUUGCGUGGAAGGACAAGAGGAUUGUGACAGCUUUGACGACUUGGAAUAAUGCGGGAAUAACUCCCGUAAGAAGGACUCUACGAGGCGGUACUGAAGUCGUUAUAAAAAAGCCCAAUGUUAUUAUAAAUUACAUCAAAUUUAUGGGCGGUGUUGAUCGAGCUGACCAACUGGCUUCGACAUAUUGUUUUUUAAGAAAAUCCGUAAAAUGGUGGCGAAAACUAUUUUUUUGGGGUUUGGAGAUCUGCUCCAUCAAUUCAUAUAUUCUUUAUAAAUCAGUAAAGAAGCAGAGAAACGAACGGCCGCUUAGUCACCUUCAAUAUUUGAAAACUUUAGUUGAUCAACUGAGAGGAGACUUUCGACAAAAACAAUCCAGCACAGCUUCUACGUCACAGAGCACUUCUGAAGUGAUCCGACUAAAUGGGAAGCUGCAUGUUAUUUUGAUGGGACAAAAAAAGGAUUGCAAGUUUUGUUCCCAAAGAACGUCCGGCCAAAGGCGACAAACUGUGUACUACUGUGACACAUGCCCCGACAAGCCAAGAAUGUGCAUUGGAGAUUGUUUUAUAAAAUAUCAUAAGAAGCAAAAUUAUAGAACGUAAUUUUUAAUAAAUGUCUUUCAUUAAGUUAAAAAAAUAUGUAUAAUGUUAAAAUAUUAUAAGAGUUUAAAGUGUUUUAUUGUGUCUAAAAUUAUUUUAAGUUAACAAUAACGAACUCAUGAAAUAAGCGGGAGCGGCUGAUUACUCUCGAGUUGCUGG